AUGAGAAAGGGCCUUGCCUCUUCUGGAAGAAAUAAUGGGGUUCAAUUAAUGCCGAUCGUAUACAGCGCGAAUUAUACCCCUAAUCCAUGGGAUGGUCCCUAUUGCAUCUCCCCGAUUGAUAAGUCACCCUAUUCACCUGAUCUAAAUCCAAUUGAGCAGCUUUGGGACUAUAUGAAAGAUUGGAUUGGAGAUCGAUAUCUAGUAGCUCAGGAUCGCAAGCUUUCGUAUGAUCAGCCGCAUGAGGCGGUUAGGGCUGCAUGGGACGCAAUCCUUACGUCUAUUCUAGACAAGCAGAUUGAUCUGAUGCAAGCGCGCUGCAAGGCUGUGAUUGAUGCGCAGGGAGGACAACCCCCCUACUAA
Penicillium diatomitis is the source of this 360-nucleotide messenger RNA. Its product is annotated as transposable element tc3 transposase. The transcript is spliced from 2 exons. Gene Ontology annotation, molecular function: nucleic acid binding. The record is from RefSeq and is a predicted model, not a curated record. The coding region runs from base 1 to 360 and encodes 119 amino acids. Lineage: Eukaryota; Fungi; Ascomycota; Eurotiomycetes; Eurotiales; Aspergillaceae.